Molecule: messenger RNA, 1434 nt
Organism: Acanthopagrus latus (yellowfin seabream)
Lineage: Eukaryota; Metazoa; Chordata; Actinopteri; Spariformes; Sparidae
Product: E3 ubiquitin-protein ligase TRIM39-like
Exons: 2
Coding region: 1-1275 (424 amino acids)
Molecular function (GO): protein binding; zinc ion binding
Source: RefSeq, a predicted model, not a curated record
AUGUCGACAAACCUGUGUGAGUCGUUCUUACAGGACAGAGAUCAGAGAGCUUCAGAGGAUCUCUGCUGUCGGCACUCUGAGGAACUCCAACUCUUCUGUCUGGACCAUCAGCAGCCGGUGUGUCUCGUCUGCAGAGACUCAGAACAACACACCAACCACAGAUUCAGACCCAUCGAUGAAGCUGCACGACAACACAAGAAGAAACUUCAGGAAACUCUGGAGCCUUUAAAGAAGAAGUUAAAGGUUUUUGAAGAAGUUAAAGUGAAGUUUGAUCAGACAGCAGAACACAUGAAGGUCCAGGCCCGACACACAGAGAGGCAGAUUAAGGAUCAGUUUAAGAAGCUGCACCAGUUUCUAGCAGAGGAAGAGGAGGCCAGGAUGGCUGCACUGAGGGAGGAAGAGGAGCAGAAGAGUCAGAUGAUGAAGGAGAAGAUGGAGGCUCUGAGCAGAGAGAUAGCAGCUCUUUCACACACAGUCAGAGCCACAGAGGAGCAGCUGAGAGCUGAAGACGUCUCAUUCCUGCACAACUACAAGGCUGCAGUGGAAAGAGUCCAGCAGCGCCCCCUGCUGGAGGAUCCACAGCUGCCCUCAGGAGCUCUGAUAGACCAGGCCAAACACCUGGGCAACCUGAGCUUCAACAUCUGGAACAAGCUGAAGGACAUGGUCUCCUACACUCCUGUGGUUCUGGACCCAAACACUGCUGGUCUAGAACUCAUCCUGUCUGAAGAUCUGAGCAGUGUGAGAGGAGGACAGAGACAGAAGCUUCCUGAUAAUCCAGAGAGGUUUGAUUAUUAUAACUUGUCUGUCCUGGGCUCACAGGGCUUUAACUCAGGGACUCACAGCUGGGACGUCGAGGUUGGAGACAGUACAUACUGGGAACUGGGUGUGUUAGCAGAGUCUGUCCAGAGGAAGAGACUCACACUGUCUGGAUUAUGGAGAAUAAUGUUUUACCAAGGUAAAUACUCAGUUCGGUCACCAUCAGCUCCACUCACUGAUCUCGUCGUGCAGAAGAAGCUCCAGAGGAUCCGAGUGAAUCUGGACUGGAACAGAGGAAAGCUGUUGUUCUCUGAUCCUGAUACUGACACACACCUGCACACCUUCACACACACUUUCUCUGAGAGGAUGUUUCCACUUAUUUGCACUCCUGAUGAUGAAGUAAAGAUCUUACCAGUGAAGGUGUCUGUGAGAGAAGAACAACAGGAACUGAUGACGAUGAUGAUGAUGAUGAUGAUGAUGAUGAUUAUGAUGAUGAUAAUGACGCUAUUGGAUAGAUGAACCCUCAUUUCACCAGCGUGACCAAUUAGAGGAAGCGGGAGGUGCAGGUGACUCUGAAAAGACUUGCACAGGCAGAGAGAUUUAGGUGUUUACUUAUAGAUUUCCUGGGAUCAAAGACUGGUAGAGUGAGGAGGAAGCAUUGAGCAGAACUUUGCCAGC